UCCAGCUGUUUGAUGUGGGCACAGAAUGAACUCAACUUUUCACUGAAGUCACUUUAGAUUAAGUCAGAGGCCGAGGUGCCACUGGCAACUUUUGGACUGUCACAGCGGAUAUAGACCAACAGAUAACACCUGGAGUAUCUGUGGAACAUAUGCAGCGAUUUUUUUUAAAUAUUUCAUACAUAUUCAGAGACGCUCAGUCCCCUUCAAUGAUGUCUGCAGCAACUUAACGUGCCUCCGAGACUGCUGUUUAUCUGCAGAGCUCAUCUGGCCCUGUUCAAGAGCUCCUGUCAAGAACCUCCAUUUCCAGAGUGGGAAACGUGUCAGGUGUGAAGGAACAUCCUGCUCUUCUAUUUAUCAAAGGUCCUCGUAUCUGUAUUACGUGUUGAAACUGAAGAGGAGUUUUGUGAGUGAAAAUGGCGCCCGCCGUCGGUGGUCCUGUAGGCUACACACCUCCCGAGGGUGGUUGGGGAUGGAUGGUGGUAGCCGGAGCCUUCAUCUCUAUCGGCUUCUCCUAUGCAUUCCCCAAGUCCAUCACUGUCUUCUUCAAAGAGAUUGAGGCGAUCUUCGAUGUGACCAGCAGCCAGGUGUCCUGGAUCUCUUCCAUCAUGUUAGCGGUGAUGUACGGCGGAGGUCCCAUCAGUAGCAUCCUGGUUAAUAAAUAUGGGAGUCGUCCUGUCAUGAUGGCGGGAGGGUGCCUGUCUGGAUUGGGCCUCAUUGCUGCCUCUUUCUGCAAUACUGUCCAACAACUGUAUUUUUGUAUUGGUGUGGUGGGAGGUUUGGGAUUGGCUUUCAACCUCAACCCUGCCCUCACUAUGAUUGGAAAGUACUUCUUCCAUAAGCGGCCCAUUGCUAAUGGGAUCGCCAUGGCCGGCAGCCCCGUCGUUCUCUCCACCAUGGCUCCUAUCAACACCUGGCUUUUUGACAAGUUUGGCUGGAGAGGAAGUUUCUUGAUCUUGGGCGGCCUGCUCUUCAAUUGCUGUGUUGCCGGCUCCCUCAUGCGGCCCAUAGGACCAAAACCCAAACCUGCAGAGAAGAGCACGGAGAGGAGGACUGUAUCGUCUACCAUCAACAGCUUCAUCGACCUCUCUUUGUUCAAGCACCGAGGCUUUUUGCUUUACAUCAUUGGCAACAUUAUUAUGUUUUUCGGCCUCUUUGCGCCGCUGGUGUUCCUCAGUAAUUAUGCGAAGAGUAAAGACAUCCCCAAAGACAAGGCUGCUUUCUUACUGUCUGUGCUGGCUAUUGUGGACAUGAUCGCCCGCCCCUCAAUGGGCAUUGUGGCAAACACCAAGUGGGUCCGGCCCAGAAUACAGUACUUCUUCGCUGCCUCCGUGCUGUACAACGGCGUUUGCCACGUUCUAGCACCGAUAUCCACAGACUACAAGGGCUUUGUGAUUUAUGCCAUCUUCUUUGGGUUCGCCUUUGGCUGGCUGAGCUCGGUGCUGUUUGAGACCUUGAUGGACCUGGUGGGAGCCCAGCGCUUCUCCAGUGCUGUCGGGCUGGUCACUAUUGUGGAGUGUGGUCCUGUCUUGUUAGGACCCCCUUUGCUUGGGAAGUUCAAAGACGUCUAUCAUGAUUACAAAUACACGUACCAGGGCUGCGGGAUCCUCCUCAUCGUUUCCAGUUUCAUCUUGUUUGCAGGGAUGGGACUCAACUAUCACCUGUUGGCCAAAGAGAAGAAAGAGGAGGAGAGGAAGGCAAGGGUGGGAGGUAGAGAACAAAAGUCCAACAGGGACAUUGCUUCCAAGGAGAUGGCAGAAGCUAGGAACACAGAAGACACUGUCUAAUAUUCUGUACUAGGUUAGGUUACAUGUUUGUUCAAUUUAAUCUUGUCUGUGAGGCAUAUAUACACAAGUGUGUGUGUGUGUGUGUGCGUGUGUGUGUGUGUGUGUGUGUGGGUGUGAAGAACCGAUGGUUGAGUGAAACAGGACAUCGUUCUUCUUCUGUUUCAUGAUUAGUUGUUUUUGAAGACCACCACAGAAAAGCCUCAUCUGGAAUUUA
This is a messenger RNA of Sebastes umbrosus (honeycomb rockfish), 1998 nucleotides long. RefSeq names its product solute carrier family 16 member 1a (gene slc16a1a). Lineage: Eukaryota; Metazoa; Chordata; Actinopteri; Perciformes; Sebastidae. Gene Ontology annotation, biological process: transmembrane transport; monocarboxylic acid transport. The record is from RefSeq and is a predicted model, not a curated record. Gene Ontology annotation, cellular component: membrane. The coding region runs from base 414 to 1784 and encodes 456 amino acids. Gene Ontology annotation, molecular function: monocarboxylic acid transmembrane transporter activity. The transcript has 6 exons.